Phaeoacremonium minimum UCRPA7 is the source of this 951-nucleotide messenger RNA. RefSeq names its product putative ubiquinone biosynthesis methyltransferase coq5 protein. The coding region runs from base 1 to 951 and encodes 316 amino acids. The transcript is spliced from 3 exons. NCBI's taxonomy places the organism in Eukaryota, Fungi, Ascomycota, Sordariomycetes, Togniniales, Togniniaceae. Gene Ontology annotation, molecular function: methyltransferase activity. Gene Ontology annotation, biological process: ubiquinone biosynthetic process. The record is from RefSeq and is a predicted model, not a curated record.
AUGGACGCAAACGGAGCCAUCGCCCUGACCAUCCUAUCCGUGCUCGCCAUCAUCCUCAUCGCAGUAUGCUACGGCCGCAGCAUGGUCCGCCUGUUCGCCGGAUCGCUAGCUCAGGCCAAGAAUGCCGAGCGUGCUGCCUCCUCCACACACUUCGGCUUCGAGACCGUCACCGAGUCUGAAAAGCAGGAGCGAGUAGCCGGUGUCUUCACCAGCGUAGCGGAGUCCUACGACCGCAUGAAUGAUCUCAUGUCGUUCGGGUGGCAUCGUAUAUGGAAAGACCACUUCGUCUCCUCUCUUGCGCCGGGUCUCUCCUCCUCCAACCCGCCCGCACCCCAGCACAUCCUCGACAUAGCCGGCGGCACAGGCGACAUCGCCUUCCGCAUGCUGCACCACGCCCACGUGCUGAACGCCAACCCCAACGUGCGCGUGACCAUGUCCGACAUCAACCCGGCGAUGCUCGGCGUCGGCAAGCAGCGCAGCACGGCGCAGCUGCCCGCGUCCCAGCAGGCCGCGCUCUCCUUCCUCGUCGCCAACGCCGAGGACCUGUCGGCGAUCCCGUCGGCCUCCCAGGACCUGUACACGGUCGCCUUUGGCAUCCGCAACUUCAGCAACAUCCCCGCCGCCCUGCGCGAGGCCCACCGCGUCCUCAAGCCCGGCGGCGUCUUCGCCUGCCUCGAGUUCGCCAAGGCCGACCGCUUCCCCCUCUUCAACGCCCUCUACAAGCGCUGGUCCUUCGGCGCCAUCCCCCUCAUCGGCCAGCUCGUCGCCGGCGACCGCGACAGCUACCAGUACCUCGUCGAGAGCAUCGAGCGCUUCCCCAGCCAGCGCGAGUUCCGUGACAUGAUUGUCGACGCCGGCUUUGUUGUGGGCGGCCAGGGCUGGGAGGAUUUGACCGGUGGCGUGGCGGCUAUUCACAAGGGCAUGAAGCCGCUGGCCGCGAAGACAGACUGA